UUCAUUGCCUCCUCUGCUCACCACAUCCUUCUAUCGGCACAGUAAUACUGAUACAGUGGUGACGUCAACCACCAUUUAUCACUGUCUAUUCCAAUACACUACAGCCCUUGGCCGUGCACAAGUAGGCUUUACUCUUACUCAUUGCUGAUGAGAACCACCUGCUUUCCAGCUCCUGCGCACACAGUGUCUGCAGUUGCAGUAAUGAUUUAGCCAAGCCAGCUAUGGAAGUGUUGGAGGGCUGAAAUGGACAGCUGAAAGGAUGGGGCAAGGACAUCCAGUCAGAACCAACAUGAGGAACAAACUGUGGGUCCAGAGUAUUUCCUUCUUCCUUUUAUUCCAGUACACUACGCGUUGUGAAAACCUCACUUGUUUUGUGGACUAUGUACAGACCCUGUCCUGUGUCCUGAGAAAUGACUUGGGUGCCGGUUCAUACAACCUCACUGCAACAUGGGUUUCUGAGGAAGAUGCAGAAAAUACUGUGGCUGCCUGCAGUCUCCUGCAAUUGUCCAGGAACACCAGUCACACGCAGUACAUGUGCACUGUGGACAUGACUGAAAUUCUGGCAGAUAUCAAAGUCCAGGUGGAUGUUACAGAGACAACUGAUAGGCAGCACGUGAUUUCCAAAGGCUUUUAUAUGGCAGAGAACAUCAAACCACAGCCUCCGUUCAAUCUGACCGCUGUGUUCUCAGAGGGUUACAAUAUUUCUUGGGAAACCAUCUACCAGAACUCUCCUUUCUACUUUUUGAAUGAGGAACUGGAAUAUCAGCUGCGUUAUAAGAGAAGGACCGACACCUGGGAGACUCAGAAGACUAAAACUAUCCAUGAAGAUAAACGGAUGCUGGCAAUCCUGCCAUGGGAACUCCAGGCGAACACUGAGUAUGAGUUCCAAGUCAGAGCCAGACCCCGAGAAGACACUGGCUACCAUGGAUUUUGGAGUGAAUGGAGUCUUCCGCUGACGUUGAAAACCAGCCCUGCCGUGACACAAACAGUGGGCAUGGGAUGGCUACUGCUGUUUGGUGGUGUGGCAGUCGCUGCCUCAAUCGCAACCUUUCUGGCCAAACAACGGAGCUUGUGGAAGAAGAUGGUUUGCAUCCCAGACCCUGCUCCCUUUUUCAAACCUCUUUAUCUGGUGCAUAAUGGAGAUUUCAAGAAGUGGGUUGGUGCAUCCCAUAAGAAAAUGACCCUCGACUUCUUUGAAUGGGGAAUAGUCCUUCCAGAAGUCCUAGAAGUUUACACCAUGCGUCCUUCUAACAGCACCUCACAGGAGGAGCUGCGUGAGCUGAGAAAAGAAGAUCUGCCUUGCAAGCCCUGCGCGUCUUGCUUGACUGCCCCAGGUCAGGAUAGCCAGUCCCCGCUGUCUAGCGUGAACAGCGGCAGUGGGACUCAGGACCGGUCAUAUGGGCAUUUGUCCAUUGAUACUGUGACUGUGGCUGACGAAUUUACGCCUUGUAACUGUCAGUGCAAGUGUAACCGUGUGUACAGGGGACACGAGCAUCCCAGCGAGGAAGACGGUGGUGCUGGAGAAACUGGUUACCCCAAGGUUAACGUUGAUGAUGAAGACAGAAAGACACCCACUGACUUGCAUCUGGCUGACCUGAGCACGCAGGACAAAAUACUUGCUUCAGGUUCUGUGUCCACAGACCACCUGAGGAGUACAAGUGUCCCAGCCCACCAGCAAGUAGAAAGGGCUUUGGAAGGAGGGAUGGGGAGCAUCCUAGAAGCCCUUUGCUUGCAGCCUAAUCAGUGGGAUUUGGAAAAUCCAGGUUCUCUACCUUCUCCUGAUGGUGAAAGUGUUUCCUACAGUGAAGGCUCCUACGACUUCUUCCCUCACGUUGCAAGGCCUGGUGACAGUUACCCUAUGAUCUGCGUAGAUUUGGACACUAUUGACAGUGGCUUUGUGGACUCGGACUGUGGGAGUCCAGUUGACUGUGAAUUUGAGCAAAACAGUCAGACCAACUGUGGGUCCAUCCCUCUUGAGAGGGAGGGGGAGGACUUUCCACGGAGCUACGUCAAGCAAUGGGUCUCCUGUAGCUCUGACAGCCCUGUCAAUGGGACACAGACAACCUAAGAACUUGAUGUUGCCUUGCAGAAUGUAGGGCCUUUUCCAUACUGUGCUGGGAGCAAAGUGUUAGCAAAAUUCAGAAGAGAAACAAAGUUUACUUUGUGUAACCUCUAUUACAUACAACUGAAAAAUAUUAGGUCCAUAGAAAUAGAUGCUUAAUUCUAUUGUCACUUAUUCUGUUAAUGUCUCACUUGGUGUGAUUGACUCUUUUUUUUUUUUUUUUUUUUAAGAAUCCUAGGUCAAACCCCCUUAUAAUGGCAGAAAAAGCAACUGUACCUUGAAAAGUACCCUUUCGCCUAUAUAGAUGUGCAAAUUUUUUUGACAGUAACCUUAAAAAGAGUACAAAACUUUAAAUUAUUUUCCCUGGCAUUCUCACAUGACUUGAGAGUUUGGAUGUACAUGGAAUCUUAGAAGCAAGUGUGUUUGUUACAUUAAAGUUCCCCUACCCUUUCCAAAUAACACAGGUGGUGUUACUUUUCCUACUAAUAACUCUGGCUCUUUAAACCUAGCUGUAAUAUUUUGUUAAUUAUGGAGUGUCCCAGCCUUGUCCAUGCGAUAUUAUAAAAAAAAAAAAUUCUCAUAUGAUCAUCACAGAAUUUUGUGUCCAAGAGACCAAACACAACUCAGGUUUCAGAAAAACUUUGCCUUUCCAGGUGGACUCUACAAAUGAAAAGCCUUCAAAACACAUAAACCUCCAGACAAACUCUUGUUCUCAGGGUUUUCUCCUGAAUCAGUAUCUCUCCCAGCAUUUUCCAAGCACGUUAACUGAAACAUUAGGCAGUUGUUAGAACUAGAAAUUUCAGAAACGUUGUCCUACCUGGACGUGCCUGCAGCUCCAUCUUCUGCCUUCGACCUUGUCUGCUGCAGUUAACAGGUCAGUAGCACAAAGUUUGAGCAAUUUUUGCUACCUAAUAAAGCCAACCAUGAAACUGCUGUUUGCACUGUAACUGUGAAUGUUUCCCUCUGACAUCUCUGUAUCUCUGUUUUGUUUACAAUAAUUGUCUUAAAAAGUUACUAUAAUCCUGAUAUUGAA
Molecule: messenger RNA, 3095 nt
Organism: Grus americana (Whooping crane)
Lineage: Eukaryota; Metazoa; Chordata; Aves; Gruiformes; Gruidae
Gene: IL21R
Product: interleukin 21 receptor
Exons: 9
Coding region: 260-2068 (602 amino acids)
Biological process (GO): cytokine-mediated signaling pathway; immunoglobulin mediated immune response
Cellular component (GO): external side of plasma membrane
Molecular function (GO): cytokine receptor activity; protein binding
Source: RefSeq, a predicted model, not a curated record